UUCCUGUUCUAUUUAAAGCGUUUGUCCCCGGAACGACCUCACCGGGGGCAGGAGGGUCUGGUUGUGCUUUAUGGGAGUGAUUCUGCCACGUCUGACUGUCGGAGGAAUCAAACCCGUGGGAUCGGAAGAUGGACCCCAAUUCUCCAUAGAGAGGGCUGAACAGGAAAUAAAGAUGGAAUACCCGUAUCAUAUUGGCUUUUUGGACCCUGCCACGUAUCAGCAUUUCAAUCCCGAUGAGCCACAAUAUCCAUAUCCAUACAACCAGCCCAGUGAUACCUCUUUACCUGGCAACGUUUUACCAAACCUGGAAACCUGUCCGGCGUCAGUAAGACGUCAAUCUAUUGGCUUUGAAGAAACAGCCGCUCAAUUUUGCCACGUGGCUCCACCGCAAGUGUCUUAUGGAUUUCAAACAAGCAACUGGUUUGAGGAACAGCAGUCGUGGUUUCCUCAGCCACCACCUCAACCUUUCGCUGACGGACCUUUGGAUGGAGCGACAACGGAGCCAUUCGUUUCUCAACAAGGCAGCUGGGGCAUCCGGAUAGGCUUUGAAAAUUUUGAGGAAUCGGGUCUUAAUGACCCCACUAUUCAUUACCACGCCAUUAAUUCUUACGCUCACAAUGAUCCAUCCGUCUGUUCAGCGGCGGCUCCAAAAGGUCUAAGGAGAAGUUACACCAUCCAUGAAGAAGCCAGGUCAUCCGGCUUUUCGACAGAUACUAGGUUACCCGAUAGUAAGCUGACAAGAAGUCGGUCUGUUUCUGGACGCGGAUAUUACCCCAGCCCACCGGUGUCCCCGGCAGAUCUCCCUGAGACCGGCUGGCGUGUUCAGUUACUGGAAACUCCACCGAACUGCGACACGAGUCUCGCGGCUUUUUGUAACGCAGUGAAAAGUGUAAGAAGCAGAUAUUCUGCGUCGGACGGAGAGUCGAAUCCGGGGAUAAUUUGGAGCGUGGCCUUCAGGUUCAUGGGGGACGUCGACGAGGAAUCGGAGAUGGAAAUCACAGUCUUUGGAGAUCGUCUUCAGCAUCCCCUACGAUUCACCCAGAAAGAUAACGAUAUUGUGGAAGACGUCAUAGAGAAAAUAUUAACCAGUAUAAACCAGUUCCCUCCACCCCACGAUAUGCCCCCUCACAUACCCAGCCUGUACCCCCCAUUGCCAGCCCAAGCCUCAUACACACACAGUCAUUAUCCCCAACCACAGGACCCCUACGUCCCACAUCAGCCCCACCAAGUCCCCCAGAACCUGUACCCCUCAUUACAGUCACUGGAGAUGCCAACUCCAAACCAAUACCCUCCGUCAGACCCUCACUAUCCACCCACCCCAGCUUCGCUGCCCCCACUACACCCCCCGCACUCACACUCACCUCUGGAUCCUACGUUGCUAAACCAGCUCCAGUUGGACCCCCCGGGCAAAAAAUCCCUGAUGAGCAUCUGUGGCCUGGAUGAAUAUUUACAAAUGGAAUACAGUUUAAGGAGCCACAAAAACCUCCAGAGACUGAGCUCAGUGCAGCUCCGAUUCCACCACGGCCCUCCGGCCCCCGCGCAGCCUCCCUGCCUCGCACGCACACCUGAGGAUGAUGAGGCAGAGUUAAACCCGAGCAAAUUUGGGGAACAUGCGCAAUACUGGACAGAAAUCCGAAAAAGACUUUUUGGCUCCGUGGCUCGUUACACAGAACAAGCCCAAUAUUUCCUGCGCAGCCAGGUUCAUGUCCAAGUUCUGCUGGAGGCCGUGAAGGAGAUUUGUUUCUUGCUUCGUUCUGUGGAGACCAAGGAGGUGAAGAAUGCGCGGAGGUCCCUGACCCACCUGAUCGCGCAGAAAUGUCCUGACUCGAGGAGCCUUCCAGCAGAUCCCGGCGUAGAGGCCGCGGUGAUAAAUCUCUCCAACGCCGUCUCCGAUCUCAUCGACAUGUACGGCCGGAGCUUCCAGAUGGAUUUCCGCGUGGCCCCUGGCAGGACCCCCGGUCUCCACGCUGACGGUCGCCCCGCGGACCCCAAUCUAACGUUCAAUCUCUACGCGGUUCACAACCUCCCCAAGAAUUGGGUGGAAAGCGAUAACGUCUAUUUCGUUUCGUGUUCGGUCGUUUACGCCGGAAGGAAGAUAUGUCAGGAGGUCACGACACGGAGGCAGACGGCUGCGCGGGAUUCAUUCUCCGCUGUGCUAUGGGAUGAGCGAAUCUGCUUCCCCGUCGUGCUCUCUUCUCUUCCGUACGAGUCGGCGCUGGUCCUGAGGCUGAUGGGGGUGAAGGAAUCGCCUGCCGCCGUCUCGCUGCUCGCAUGGAGCUGUCUCCCCCUCUAUUGCAGCCAGAGGAUGGUACACGGGAACAUGCUGCUAAACAUGGUGUCUCACGUGGAGCCCCCGCCGGUUAUCACUCCCGGGGCCUUUGAUGUCACUUUGCCGACACUCUUAACCGCGCAGGUUGAUUUCAUGGAUAAUAAUGGCGUAUUUCAGAAACCUCCUCCAGAAGCUCCUCCGCAGAGCGGGCGAAUCCCCUUUCCGGAAGCUUCCGGGGAUCUGGAGAAACUCAUUCACAGGAAUUCCGUUUUAUUCCUUUCAGAAGCUGAGAAGCGGAGUCUGUGGCGCCAUCGGUCCUGCAGCGAUAAACCGGAGAAGAUUCUGCCGCUGUUGCUGGGCAGCGCGCCGGGCUGGGACCCCCAAACCGUGUCCGCCAUUUACCGGGUCCUGCAGGACUGGGAAUUCUCUGACCCGACAGAAGCUCUGGGACUUUUAAAUUCAUGCUUCCCCGACCAGCAGAUCCGGAACGUGGCGUGUCAGCAGAUCGGGAAACUCUCCAACGACGAGCUCCUGGAAUACCUGCCGCAGCUCGUCCAGGCUGUGAAGUCCGAGUGGCGCCCGGAGAACCCGUUGGUCGAUCUCCUCCUGAAUCGCGCGUUACAAAGUAUCCAGGUCGCUCAUCGUCUUUACUGGCUGCUGACAGACGCUGCCAAUGAGUCCCGUUACCGGAGUCUGUACCGGAGAGUUCUGGCCGCGCUGCGGUUCUGCGUCGGGAAAGCAAUGAACGAGGAAUUCGUGAAACAAGAAAAGCUGAUGGAAAUUCUUCAAAAUAUCUCGGAAAAAGUCAAGGCCGCUCAAGACACCAAACGGCAGGAGAUCCUCCAAUCAAACCUCAGUGACCUGGAACAGUUUUUCCGAGCCGUGCGAGUUCUCCGCCUUCCGCAGGACCCGGCGCUGGUCGUUCGAGGCAUCGACCGCAGCAAAUGUUCCUACUUUAAAUCAAACGCGGUUCCGCUGAAGAUCUCCUUUGUCAACGCCGACCCGCUGGGAGAAAACAUUGACGUUAUAUUCAAGAGCGGAGACGACCUUCGUCAGGAUAUGCUGGUCCUGCAGUUAAUCGAAGUGAUGGACAGGCUCUGGCUGCAGGAAGGCUUGGACCUGCGCAUGGUCACCUAUAAGUGCUUAUCCACGGGCAAGAAGCAAGGACUGCUUCAGAUGGUUCCCAACUCCAUGACUCUCGCCAAAAUCCACAAGCAGUUUGGCAUUUUAAGCCCCCUUAAGGAAGGGACGUUACACAAGUGGUUUGCGGAGAAGCCCACGGACAGCUCGGGGAAGGCGUCGGAGAACUUUCUGUAUUCAUGCGCAGGUUGGUGCGUCGCCACCUUCCUCCUGGGGGUCUGCGACAGACACAAUGACAACAUCAUGGUGACCGACGCCGGGCACAUGUUCCACAUCGACUUCGGGAAGUUCUUGGGUCAUGCGCAGAAGUUUGGGAGCAUAAAGAGGGAUCGAGCGCCUUUCAUUUUCACUCCGGAAAUGGAAUAUUUUAUCACGGACGGCGGCCGCGACCCCCCCCGCUCCCGGGAGUUCGUGGAUCUGUGCUGCUGCGCGUUCGCCAUCCUCAGAAAACACAGCGCUUUACUCAUCAACCUCCUGGAGCUGAUGCUUCAGGCCGGGUUACCGGAACUCCGCGACCUGCAGGACCUGAGCUACGUGCAGAAUAACCUGCGACCGCAGGACUCCGACCUCGAGGCGACCCGCUACUUCACCAAGAAGAUAAAGGAGAGUUUGGAGUGUUUGCCGGUCCAGUUAAACUACAUUAUCCACAACUUUGCAAACUCCUCGGUCUCCGAUACGGCGGCUCAGAUCAAACGCUCCAUCCUGAAGCCCAAAAAGUUCCUGAAAGGGGCAAUAAAGCCAAGAAAACUGCGAGCGAAGAGUGAUGGAUUUCUGAUCACAGCUGACAACAAAGCUCACCCUCUGAAAUAUGGAAGAUCUCUUCAAGCUUUUGAUUCGAGACCCGGGGUGCAGCUGCGACUUUCGUUCAAGGAGCCGGAGUUAUCGAUUCUCGUCCAGCAUCUGAGGAAUAUCAAUUUACCCGCAGCCAGUAUGGAGAUUUCGCUCGUGUCCGAUCUGCACGCAACCCAAGUGAAAAAAGUGAACUCCUUUUCCAGAUCCUCGGCUCUCUUCUUCAAUGAAAUAGUAAAAUUUUUUGUGGAUCAGAAUCGGCGAUACGUCCUAACGCUGCUGGUGAGGAGCAGAGAGGCGAUUGUAGCCGCAGCCAACAUCCCGCUGGAUGCCGUCCCAUUCAACGAAGACACCUGGUGCCCUUUAUCCCUCCAGAGCUGUAUACAGUAA
This is a messenger RNA of Spea bombifrons (plains spadefoot toad), 4588 nucleotides long. It is a transcript of the gene PIK3C2G, whose product is annotated as phosphatidylinositol-4-phosphate 3-kinase catalytic subunit type 2 gamma. Gene Ontology annotation, cellular component: cytoplasm; plasma membrane; phosphatidylinositol 3-kinase complex. Lineage: Eukaryota; Metazoa; Chordata; Amphibia; Anura; Pelobatidae. Gene Ontology annotation, biological process: phosphatidylinositol 3-kinase/protein kinase B signal transduction; cell migration; phosphatidylinositol-3-phosphate biosynthetic process. The transcript is spliced from 31 exons. Gene Ontology annotation, molecular function: 1-phosphatidylinositol-3-kinase activity; 1-phosphatidylinositol-4-phosphate 3-kinase activity. Bases 71 to 4588 code for a protein of 1505 amino acids. The record is from RefSeq and is a predicted model, not a curated record.